Messenger RNA from Clupea harengus (Atlantic herring), 703 nucleotides. It is a transcript of the gene cfap144, whose product is annotated as cilia and flagella associated protein 144. Gene Ontology annotation, cellular component: ciliary base. NCBI's taxonomy places the organism in Eukaryota, Metazoa, Chordata, Actinopteri, Clupeiformes, Clupeidae. The record is from RefSeq and is a predicted model, not a curated record.
CAACAGGACACGGAAAUCUGAGAAGGAACGCUGUCGUGUUACAUCUUUAAAUUCGUUGUACUUUUUGGGCUAAAGAACGGAUCCUGAUUAAACAUGGCAGACAAAAAAGCGAAGGAAAAAGAUCCCAUUGACAUCGUCCACCAGAAUGCCAUCCACGUCGAGACGAUAUUGAAAGAACACAGAUGCCAGAAGCUGUAUAAAAAUUUCAGCAUCAACCCAUACAAGAAACUUCACGUUUUGACUGAUAAGCCCAUGGCGAAGAACACUCAGGAGGAGGUAGAAGAGGACCCUGCAUUCAUAAAGAUAAUCCAUGGAGCGCGUCUACAACCGACUAAGAAGUACACUCAUCCACUGACGGAAAGUCAAGAGAUUGGCUGGAUAUCUUCUCCUCUGAUAGCGUCUGACCGAAGUGACCGGAGGCUCAACUUCCACCGGCAGAACUCCGAAAUCACCAAAUAUAUGGAUGCUGCGUGGCGCCUCAAGGAACAGACUCAGAACCUGGGUUAAAAGUCACACUGCCGAUACGCCAAUGAACAGCUAGGCUAUAAAUCAAAGACUCUUGACAGAAACCCAAGUAUUCAUGUUAUUUCUAUUUGAUUACCUUUAUCUUACGUUAAAUGUCACAUAAUGACAGAUAGUGCACAACUUUUUCCUUUCUAGGCAAAAUAAAAUCACGAGGUGGAAACUGCCUUGCUGAAAGAUA